Mycotypha africana is the source of this 828-nucleotide messenger RNA. Its product is annotated as chromatin modification-related protein EAF3. Lineage: Eukaryota; Fungi; Mucoromycota; Mucoromycetes; Mucorales; Mycotyphaceae. Bases 1 to 828 code for a protein of 275 amino acids. The record is from RefSeq and is a predicted model, not a curated record. The transcript has 6 exons. Gene Ontology annotation, cellular component: Rpd3S complex; nucleus; NuA4 histone acetyltransferase complex. Gene Ontology annotation, biological process: chromatin organization; regulation of DNA-templated transcription.
AUGGCUAAACAAGACAAUACCUUUCUAUACGAUAAAGACGAAAAAGUGCUAUGCUAUCAUGGACCAUUUAUAUAUGAAGCAAAGAUCUUGAAAAAAGAAAGACGAUUGGACGAGACCGAAGGUCAAGAAGUGAAUCAGUAUUUUGUUCAUUAUAAAGGCUGGAAGCAAACUUGGGAUGAAUGGAUCACUGAAGAUCGAGUUUUAAAGUAUACAGAAGCGAAUUUACAGAAACAACGACAGUUGAAAGAAUCAACAACAAAAAGAAAGCCUUCGAGAGCAUCUUCUUCAACGAUACCUUCGAUACAUGAUAUGGGCGAGUCAAGGAGUAGGAAGAGAAACAGGGAUUCUAGUCAAGACAAGAUAAAGCUGGAAGAAGAGUCAAAGAGACCUGAGUUCAAAGUGACUAUGCCGGAAUCAUUGAAGGGCUUACUGGUAGACGAUUGGGAGAAUAUUACAAAAAAUAAGCAGAUAUUGCGAAUACCUAGAAGUAUUACUGUGGAUAAGAUAUUAGAAGAUUAUACCAGUCAUCGUUUAUGUGAUACCACUGACAUAUCAAACUUAUUUAGGAAGGAUGAGAUACUCGAUGAAUUUAUUUCUGGUCUACGCCUUUACUUUAACAAGACUUUAGGUGUAUCUUUGCUAUAUCGUUACGAGCGAAAACAAUACGAAGAGGUAUGCAAAAACCGACGCAUCGAACCCAGUACAGUAUAUGGUGCGGAACACCUCCUUCGACUUUUUGUAGAAAUACCCAAUCUGUUAGGGGAGACGAAUAUGGACGUUGAAACAAUUAUUGAACUGAUUGCAAAGUUUGAAGAAUUUCUAAGGUAA